Messenger RNA from Rhinocladiella mackenziei CBS 650.93, 318 nucleotides. RefSeq lists its product as uncharacterized. Gene Ontology annotation, cellular component: membrane. Gene Ontology annotation, biological process: potassium ion transmembrane transport. The coding region runs from base 1 to 318 and encodes 105 amino acids. The record is from RefSeq and is a predicted model, not a curated record. Lineage: Eukaryota; Fungi; Ascomycota; Eurotiomycetes; Chaetothyriales; Herpotrichiellaceae. Gene Ontology annotation, molecular function: potassium ion transmembrane transporter activity. The transcript has a single exon.
AUGGUUAUUGCCGACGGUGUCCUUACGCCUACCCAAUCAGUUUUAGGAACGGUUCAAGGAGCCCAAGUGAUGAAUCCAAGUCUUUCGAAAGGUGCUAUAGUUGGCAUUGCCGACGCCAUUCUGGUGCUACUAUUUCUAGGUUGGCCUUUUGGUAUCAGCAAGAUCAUCGUUUUGUUUGCUCCGAUAGUUAUUGUUUGGCUUGGAUUCAAUGCGGUGUUUGACAUAGAUAAUCUUGUCAAAUAUGGUGCGACAACCUUUAAGGCGUUCAAUCCCGGGUACGCUUUCGAGUUCUUGAUCCACUACGGAGAACAUGGAUAG